This is a messenger RNA of Malus domestica (apple), 3839 nucleotides long. RefSeq names its product disease resistance protein RPV1-like. The record is from RefSeq and is a predicted model, not a curated record. Lineage: Eukaryota; Viridiplantae; Streptophyta; Magnoliopsida; Rosales; Rosaceae. Gene Ontology annotation, biological process: signal transduction. Gene Ontology annotation, molecular function: ADP binding.
CGGAAACGAAAAAGGCCCCAAAAAACAGAGAUUAGGCCCCAAAAAACAGAUGUCAAUGGCUGCUUCUUCUUCUUCCUCUUCCUCGUGGAAGUACGACGUCUUCCUGAAUUUCAGAGGCGAAGACACUCGCAAGAUCUUCGUCGGCCAUCUCUACAGAGCUCUGGAUCAGAAAGCAAUCAACACCUUCAUCGACGCGGAAAAGCUCAGAAAAGGCAACGACCUUUCGGAACUCCUUUCAGCCAUCGAAGAGUCAAGGAUUUCGAUCGUGGUUUUCUCCCAGAACUACGCUUCUUCGACGUGGUGCUUGAAAGAACUGGUCAAAAUCCUGGCGUGCAUGGAUACAAAGAAUCAGAUAGUGGUGCCGAUCUUCUACCAAGUCGAUCCAUCUGAAGUUCGUAAGCUCAAGAGAAGUUUUGCAGAAGCUUUUGCUCAACACGAACGCGAAUCGAACGCCGAAAUGGAAGAGGUGAAGAGCUGGAGGUCCGCACUAACCAGAGCCACCAAUUUAUCCGGAUGGGAUUCGCGAAAAUACGAGGAUGAUGCCAAGCUUAUUGAGGAAAUUGUGGUUGACAUAUUUAAGAGAUUGAUCCAUGUCUCCUCAAGCAAAGAUAAUGGCUUGGUUGGAAUGGAUUACCACAUAGAUAAAGUGAAUUCACUGUUACGUCCUGGGGUGAAUGAUGUUUUCACUGUUGGAAUAUGGGGUAUGGGAGGUAUAGGCAAAACCACCAUCGCUCGCGCUGUUUAUGAUGAAAUCGCUUGUCAAUUUGAAGCUUGCUGCUUUCUCGAAAAUAUCAAGGAAGGCUUCUCGAAAAAUGGUGCAGCACAUAUGCAGGAAGUGCUUCUUUCUAGAAUCUUGAAGGAAAAGGUGCAGAGUUUAGGCACGUUGGAUCGAGGUUCCAGAGUGAUAAUGGAAAGGCUACAAAGGAAAAAAGUGUUCAUUGUUCUUGAUGACGUUGAUGAAUUAUCCCAAAUCGAAGCCUUACUUGGAGAGCAGCAUUCAUUUGGCGGUGGAAGUCGGGUCAUUAUAACAACUAGAGAUAAACAAUUAUUAAGUGGAGCUGGUGCUGUAUAUGAGCCCGAGAACUUAAGGGAGCCAGAAGCUCUUAAACUCUUCAAGCAGUAUGCCUUCAGAACAAACCAACCCACCAGAGUUUAUGAUCAGCUCUCAAGGGAUGUCAUACAAUAUGCUCAAGGUCUGCCUUUAGCACUCAAAGUGUUGGGAGCUUUUCUUGAUAACAAAACAUUGCCCGAGUGGGAAGAUGUGUUAGAAAAAAUAAGGAAGAUCCCGCAAAGGGGAAUUCAUAAUGUGCUUAAAACAAGCUUCGAUGGACUGGAUGAUUCAGAGAAGAAUGUCUUUCUAGAUAUUGCAUGUUUCUUGAAAGGAAUGGAUAUAGACAUGGCAAAAAAAAUUCUGGACAGUUGUGGCUUCUAUCCCCAUACUGGAAUAAGAGUUCUAAUUGAUCGAGCUCUAAUAUCUGUCUCAGAGUGGGGGACACUGGAGAUGCAUGAUUUACUAGAGGAAAUGGGUCGGGAAAUCGUUCGCCAAGAAUCUAUCAAAGAGCCUGGAGAAAGAAGUAGGUUGUGGAGUUAUGAAGAUGUUCAUCAUGUGCUGACUAAAAAUACAGCUACAGAAGCAGUUGAAACCAUAAUCCUGGAUUCGGCAAUCUUGAAAGAGGGAUGCUCAAAUACUGAAGCUUUUGUUAGUAUGACAAAACUAAGACUGCUCAUGAUCGGUGAUGACGCUGAUAUUUACACCAAGCAUUUUUACAAAUAUCAUCUUGCAGUCAGGGAUUCAUUUGGCCAUCAAACUCCAAGUGAUUGCUUCAUAGAACACUGGAUUGCGGACUUAAAGUUCCAAUCUUCUCAAUUGAGGUGCCUCAUCUGGCGUGAUUGCCCCCUAAAGUCUUGGCCAUCCAACUUUCAGUUCAAGAAUCUUGUAAACCUUGACAUGAGCUAUAGUUGCAUCGAACAACUUUGGAAAGGAGCUGAGCCUCUGGAAAAGUUGAAAUUCAUCAAUUUAUGUCAUUGUCAAUACCUUAAGAAAACCCCUGACUUCACAAGGGCUACAAGUCUUGAGGAACUGAGAUUCGAAAAUUGUACAAGGUUAUGUGAGGUUGACCCAUCCAUUUCAGCUUUGAAAAACCUUGCUAUAUUGAGUCUAACUUGGUGCAUUGAUCUUAAGAUUCUUCCGAGCAUCACUGGUAUGAAGUCUCUUAAAACCAUUCGUCUUUCCGGUUGCUCAAGCCUUGAGAAGUUUCCUGAGAUUUCAGAUGUUAUGGAGAAGCUAUCAGAGUUAUAUUUAGGUGGGACUGCAAUUAAAGAACUGCCUUCAUCAAUUAAUAAACUCACGGGCCUUGCUACUUUGGACCUACGAGGCUGUCGAGAACUCAAGAGCCUGCCGAGCAGCAUUCAUAUGGGAUCUCUUCAAACCUUUAAUCUUUCUGGUUGCUCAAACCUUGAGAUGUUUCCAGUGAUUUCAGAAGUUAUGGAGGAGCUAUCAGAGCUUCAUUUAGAUGGGAUUGCAAUUAAAGAACUGCCUUCGUCAAUUAAUAAACUCACGGGCCUUACUGUUUUGGACCUAUCUGGGUGUCAAGAACUCAAGAGCCUGCCGAGCAGCAUUCAUAUGAGAUCUCUUCAAACCCUUAAUCUUUCUGGUUGCUCAAACCUUGAGAAGAAGUUUCCUGAGAUUUCAGAUGUUAUGGAGAAGCUAUCAGAGUUAUAUUUAGGUGGGACUGCAAUUAAAGAACUGUCUUCGUCAAUUAAUAAACUCACGGGUCUUCCUGCUUUGGACCUACGUGGCUGUCAAGAACUCAAGAGCCUGCCGAGGAGCAUUCAUAUGAGAUCUCUUCAAACCCUUAAUCUUUCUGGUUGCUCAAACCUUGAGAAGUUUCCUGAGAUUUCAGAUGUUAUGGAGAAGUUAUCAGAGUUAUAUUUAGGUGGGACUGCAAUUAAAGAACUGUCUUCAUCAAUUAAUAAACUCACGGGCCUUGCUACUUUGGACCUACGAGGCUGUCGAGAACUCAAGAGCCUGCCGAGCAGCAUUCAUAUGGGAUCUCUUCAAACCCUUAAUCUUUCUGGUUGCUCAAACCUUGGGAAGUUUACAGAAAUUUCAGAUGUUAUGGAGAAGCUAUCAGAGUUAUAUUUAGCUGGGACUGCAAUUAAAGAACUGUCUUCGUCAAUUAAUAAACUCACGGGCCUUACUGUUUUGGACCUAUCUGGGUGUCAAGAACUCAAGAGCCUGCCGAGCAGCAUUCAUAUGAGAUCUCUUCAAACCCUUAAUCUUUCUGGUUGCUCAAACCUUGAGAAGUUUCCAGAGAUUUCAGAUGUUAUGGAGAAGCUAUCAGAGUUAUAUUUAGAUGGGACUGCAAUUAAAGAACUGCCUUCGUCAAUUAAUAAACUCACGGGCCUUACUGUUUUGGACCUAUAUGGGUGUCAAGAACUCAAGAGCUUGCCGAGCAGCAUUCGUGUGGGAUCUCUUCAUACCCUUUUUCUUUCAGGCUGCUCAAAACUUGAGAAGUUUCAUGAGAUUUCAGAUGUUGUGGAGGAGCUAUCAGAGCUUCAUUUAGAUGGGACUGCAAUUAAAGAAUUGCCUUCGUCAAUUAAUAAACUCACAGGUCUUCUUACUUUGGACCUACGAGGCUGUUCGAGAACUCAAGAGCCUGCCGAGCAGCAUUCAUAUGGGAUCUCUUCAAACUCUUAAUCUUUCUGGUUGCUCAAACCUUGAGAAGUUUACAGAGAUUUCAGAUGUUAUGGAGAAGCUAUCAGAGUUAUAUUUAGCUGGGACUGCAAUUAAAGAACUGUCUUCGUCAAUUAAUAAACUCACGGGCCUUAUUACUUUG